Myotis myotis is the source of this 6882-nucleotide messenger RNA. RefSeq names its product collagen type XXVII alpha 1 chain (gene COL27A1). The record is from RefSeq and is a predicted model, not a curated record. The coding region runs from base 453 to 5987 and encodes 1844 amino acids. The transcript is spliced from 61 exons. Lineage: Eukaryota; Metazoa; Chordata; Mammalia; Chiroptera; Vespertilionidae. Gene Ontology annotation, molecular function: extracellular matrix structural constituent.
CCGAGACUUUAAAUCGCCUUCAUUUCCCCCAAAUCCUUCCUUUUCCUCUCCUCCCCCAGGCCGGCGGGGAGGCUGCUUCCACCGCCCUCCGCGCGCCCUCGCCCGGCCUUGCUCUGUCUCCGGGGACCAACAGCAGCCCGCCUCCAAAAGUUUGAUCAUCUCUCUCUCUCUUUUUUUUUUCUGCUGCUGCUUUUCGGUGGAAGCAGAAAAAGAGUGAGGCAGGGGCGAGCGCAGCGCCGGGACUCCUGGGACCAUGGGCCUGGCGCGGGCGCUCGCGGGGCCCCGGCCGCGCUGCCUGGCUGCCCUGGCGCCCCUGGGCGCGGGGCUGUGCUGCGGGUGCGGGGGCCGCGCGCUCUGAGCCGGCCUGGCGUGGCGGGGCGGGGGGUUGGCGGCCCCAUGGGGCGCGCCCACACUUGCCCCCCGGGCUCGGGAGCAUGAAGUAGGGGCCCGCCAUGGGAGCGGGAGCGGCGCGGGGGGCCCGAGGCACAGCGGCGGCGGCGGCGGCGGCGGCGGCGCGCGGGGGGGGGUUUCUCUUCACCUGGAUCUUAGUCUCAUUCGCCUGUCACCUGGCCUCCACCCAAGGAGCUCCUGAAGAUGUGGACGUCCUCCAGCGGCUGGGCCUCAGCUGGACCAAGGCAGCGGGCGGCCGGAGCCCCCCGCCCCCAGGGGUCAUCCCAUUCCAGUCGGGCUUCAUCGUAACGCAGCGGGCCCGGCUCCAGGCCCCCACGACCGCCAUCGUCCCCGCCGCCCUGGGCACAGAGCUGGCGCUGGUGCUGAGCCUCUGCUCCCAUCGGGUGAACCAUGCCUUCCUCUUCGCCGUCCGCAGCCGGAAGCACAAGCUGCAGCUGGGCCUGCAGUUCCUCCCCGGCAAGACGGUCGUCCACCUGGGACCCCGGCGUUCCGUGGCCUUCGACCUGGACGUGCACGACGGGCGCUGGCACCACCUGGCCCUGGAGCUCCGCGGCCGCACGGUCACGCUGGUGACGGCCUGCGGGCAGCGCCGGGUGCCUGUCCCGCUGGCUUUCCACAGGGACCCCGCGCUGGACCCUGAGGGCUCCUUCCUCUUGGGGAGGAUGAGCCCACACGCGGUCCAGUUCGAAGGCGCCCUGUGCCAGUUCAGUAUCUACCCUGUGACGCAGGUCGCUCACAAUUACUGCACCCACCUGAGGCGGCCGUGUGGACAGGCCGACAUGUACCGGCCCCAGCCGGGACCCCUCCUCCCCCGGGACUCGGGCGCACCCUUUGCCUUCCAGACUGACCUAGCCCUGCUCGGCCUGGGGAACCUGACCACUGCCAUGCCGGCCCUGGGCUCGUGGCCAGCAGGCAGGGGACCCAGAGGGACGGUGGUGCCCCCCACACCUACCAAGCCCCUAAGGACUAGCACCACAGACCCUCACAGGCGUGUCUCAGUGGGAGACCCAGCCCGGACCCCACUGCCACCUGCCAAGCUGUCAGCGAGCCAAGUGCUUCCUCCCGUGCCCCGAGCCCCUCCUGCGAGCUCCCCCACAUCUGUCCAGUCCUUGCAGAAGAGCACAGCCACCAAAACCCCCAAGAGCCACCCAAGCAAGCCUGCAGCCCCUUCUCCCAUUGCCCCUGUCAAAAGCCCCCGCCCCGCCCAGAAGGCAGCUCUCCCUUCCUCCAGAAAGUCAGCCCCUCCCACCAAGAAGCCAGUGCCACCCACUCUCCACCCAGUCCCUGCCCAAGUGUCCCGUCCCACAGGGAAGCCGGUCCAGAGGAAUCCUGUGACGCCCCGACCCCCACCUCCCAGCGCCCGGCCCCUGCCCCCCGCUGCCGGUGCCUCUAAAAAGCCCUUCCCCCCCGUUGUCCAGACAGAGGCCAAGAUGAGCAGCCGUGCCCGUGAGCCGGCUCCCGCCCGCACCAGCACACACAGACCUCCCCAACUCACUGUUUUGCCCCCCUCACCUGCCCCCAAUCCUGGCUCUACCAGGACCACUCGGCCUCUAGCCGCAGCGAUGCCUCCCACCCUCACUCCUGGUUCAGUCCCCACUGGAAGCAAGAAACCCACUGGACCAGAAGCCACAAAGAAAGCCAGACCCAAGAAGCCCGUCCCCCUCAGACCUGGGAAGGCAGCCAGGGAUGUCCCCAUCAGUGAUCCAACCACGGGGCCCAGCCCCAGCCAGUCCCGGCCCGGCCGGCAGACCACCCCGGCCCCAGCGUUGGCCCCGGCGCGAUUCCUGUCCUCCAGCCCCUGGCCCACGAGCAGUGGCUAUUCGUUCUUUCAUCUGGUGGGACCCACGCCUUUCCCGCUGCUGAUGGGGCCUCCGGGGCCGAAGGGAGACUGUGGUUUUCCGGGCCCCCCUGGGCUGCCUGGGCUCCCUGGACCCCCUGGUGCACGGGGACCUCGGGGUCCUCCUGGGCCUCACGGAAACCCAGGCCUCCCCGGCCCUCCCGGAGCCAAAGGACAGAAAGGGGACCCGGGGCUCUCACCGGGAAAAGCCCACGAUGGGACAAAGGGCGACAUGGGCUUGCCCGGGCUCCCUGGGGAUCCAGGACCGCUUGGACGAAAGGGAUACAAGGGCUACCCUGGACCUGCUGGGCACCCCGGAGAACAGGGGCGGCCGGGACCCGAGGGCAGCCCAGGGGCCAAAGGUUACCCUGGCAGGCAGGGGUUACCUGGACCUGUAGGAGACCCUGGUCCCAAAGGCAGCCGGGGCUACAUUGGACUCCCAGGGCUCUUCGGCCUGCCAGGGUCCGAUGGAGAGCGUGGCCUGCCUGGUGUUCCUGGCAAGAGGGGCAAGAUGGGUAGGCCGGGGUUUCCUGGAGACUUUGGGGAAAGAGGCCCACCCGGACUGGAUGGAAACCCCGGAGAGCUGGGCCUGCCAGGGCCCCCGGGAGUCCCCGGCCUCAUUGGUGACGUGGGAACGUUGGGUCCAAUUGGCUACCCAGGACCUAAAGGCAUGAAGGGGCUGAUGGGAAAUGUGGGGGAGCCCGGACUGAAAGGUGAUAAGGGCGAACAAGGGGUUCCAGGUGUGUCAGGAGAUGCCGGAUUCCAAGGAGACAAGGGCAGCCAGGGAUUGCCGGGGUUCCCAGGUGCACGGGGGAAGCCAGGUCCUCUGGGCAAGGUUGGAGAUAAAGGAUCCCUUGGGUUUCCUGGGCCCCCUGGGCCUGAGGGAUUCCCCGGAGACAUCGGCCCCCCUGGGGACAACGGCCCAGAAGGUGUGAAGGGGAAGCCUGGAGCUCGAGGCCUGCCGGGACCCCCUGGGCAGCUGGGGCCCGAGGGAGAUGAGGGACCCACGGGGCCACCUGGCGCCCCUGGCUUGGAGGGUCAACCUGGCAGGAAAGGGUUUCCUGGGAGGCCUGGCCCUGAUGGCUUGAAGGGGGAGCCGGGCAACCCUGGACGGCCGGGGCCCGUGGGUGAGCAGGGGCUCCUGGGCUUCGUCGGUCUGGUCGGGGAGCCAGGAAUCGUGGGAGAAAAGGGUGACCGGGGCAUGAUGGGACCCCCAGGAGCGCCUGGACCCAAGGGGUCAAUGGGUCAUCCUGGAACGCCCGGUGGUGUUGGGACCCCCGGAGAGCCCGGACCCCCGGGUCCUCCAGGAUCUCGAGGCCCACCAGGCAUGAGGGGAGCGAAGGGACGCCGGGGCCCCCGAGGACCAGAUGGACCAGCUGGGGAGCAGGGGUCCCGGGGUGUGAAGGGCCCCCCAGGACCGCAGGGCAGACUGGGCCAGCCUGGGCAGCAGGGUGCAGCUGGUGAGCGAGGGCACCUGGGCGCACGAGGCUUUCCUGGCAUCCCCGGCCCCUCGGGCCCACCUGGUACCAAGGGCCUCCCAGGAGAACCAGGCCCUCAGGGACCCCAAGGACCACUUGGCCCUCCAGGAGAGAUGGGACCCAAGGGGCCGCCGGGGGCAGUGGGAGAACCGGGCCUUCCUGGGGAAGCCGGGAUGAAGGGUGACCUUGGGCCUCUGGGCACCCCUGGGGAGCAAGGCCUCAUUGGGCAGCGGGGAGAGCCGGGCCUCGAAGGUGACAGUGGUCCUGCAGGGCCGGACGGGCUGAAGGGGGACAGGGGUGACCCAGGGCCUGACGGUGAGCGUGGUGAGAAGGGCCAGGAGGGACUGAUGGGUGAGGAUGGCCUCCCUGGCCCGCCUGGCAUCACUGGCAUCCGGGGUCCUGAAGGAAAACCAGGGAAGCAAGGCCCAAAGGGCCGGACCGGGGCCAAGGGUGCCAAGGGCUACCAAGGACAGCUGGGUGAGAUGGGAGCCCCUGGAGACCCCGGACCCCCUGGCACCCCAGGCCCUAAAGGGUCCCGGGGCAGCCUGGGACCAACGGGCGCUCCAGGACGGAUGGGGGCCCAAGGAGAACCGGGACUGGCUGGUUACGAUGGACACAAAGGCAUCGCGGGACCCCUCGGGCCUCCGGGACCAAAGGGCGAAAAGGGGGAGCAGGGCGAGGAUGGCAAGGCCGAGGGGCCCCCCGGGCCACCUGGAGAUCCGGGCCCUGUGGGUGAUCGAGGAGACCGCGGGGAGCCAGGGGACCCUGGAUACCCUGGACAGGAGGGUGUCCCCGGCCUCUGUGGAAAUGCGGGCCAGCAGGGCCUUCCCGGGCAUCCGGGACCCCGGGGGCGACCGGGACCCAAAGGAUCGAAAGGGGAAGAGGGACCAAAGGGAAAGCAAGGCAAGGCCGGGGCACCAGGACGGAGGGGGAUCCAGGGCCUGCAGGGGCUGCCGGGGCCCCGGGGUGUGGUGGGGAGACAGGGCCCUGAAGGUGUUGCUGGACCAGAUGGGCUUCCAGGCAGGGAUGGUCGACCGGGACAGCAGGGGGAGCAAGGAGCUGAUGGGACGCCUGGCCCCAUGGGUCCUGCUGGGAAGAGAGGAAACCCAGGUGUGGCCGGCUUGCCUGGAGCACAGGGACCCCCAGGAUUCAAGGGUGAAAGCGGACUACCUGGGCAGCUGGGUCCCCCCGGAAAGCGGGGGACAGAGGGCGGAACAGGUCUUCCUGGGAACCAGGGGGAGCCUGGAUCCAAAGGCCAGCCGGGUGACUCUGGCCAGAUGGGCUUCCCAGGAAUGGCUGGUCUCUUCGGACCCAAGGGCCCCCCUGGAGACAUCGGCUUCAAAGGCAUCCAGGGGCCUCGGGGGCCUCCUGGCUUGAUGGGAAAAGAAGGCAUCAUCGGGCCCCUUGGGAUCUUGGGACCUUCAGGACGCCCGGGUCCGAAGGGCGACAAAGGCAGCCAAGGGAACAUGGGAUUGCAAGGUCCGAGGGGUCCUCCCGGCCCCAGAGGGCGACCAGGCCCACCGGGUCCUCCAGGGAGACCUAUCCACUUUCAACAAGAUGACCUUGGGGCAGCUUUCCAGACGUGGAUGGACACUAAUGGAGCACUGAGAGCAGAGGUUUCCAGCCAUCCGGACCGGCUGGUGCUGGACCAGGGAGGGGAGAUCUUUAAAACCUUACACUACCUCAGCCACCUCAUCCAGAGCAUUAAGACGCCCCUGGGCACCAAAGAGAACCCCGCCCGGGUCUGCCGGGACCUCAUGGACUGCGAGCAGAAGAUGGCAGAUGGCACCUACUGGGUGGAUCCGAACCUUGGCUGCUCGUCCGACACCAUCGAAGUCUCCUGCAACUUCACGCAUGGUGGACAGACGUGUCUCAAGCCCAUCACAGCCUCCAAGGUCGAGUUUGCCGUCAGCCGGGUCCAGAUGAAUUUUCUGCACCUGCUAAGCUCUGAGGUGACACAGCAUAUCACCAUCCACUGCCUGAACAUGACCGUGUGGCAGGAGGGCCCCGGGCAGGCCCCAGCCAAGCGGGCAGUUCGCUUCCGGGCCUGGAACGGGCAGAUCUUCGAAGCUGGGGGUCAGUUCAGGCCUGAAGUGUCCAUGGAUGGCUGCAAGGUCCAGGAUGGCCGCUGGCAGCAGACGCUCUUCACCUUCCGGACCCAGGACCCCCAGCAGCUGCCCAUUGUCAGUGUGGACAACCUCCCUCCUGCCUCAUCAGGGAAGCAGUACCGCCUGGAAGUUGGACCUGCGUGCUUCCUCUGACCUCUGACCUCCUGGCUCCUCUAGGCCUGAGGGGAGGGAAGAGGAGUAGGAGGAGGCAAAGGGAGGGUACUUAGGGGCAGGUGGGCCCAGGAGAGGCAGGUCCCCUGCCCGAGGAUCCUAGGGCGGGCCCCAGAUGUUGUCUGCCCAGUAGAAGGGGCUGGGGGGUAACAGGGAGUGGGGUGACCCCAGCACAGCUCCAAAGACCAACCAAAGAGCCAGCCUGAGCCAACUGGGCCUGUCUCCCAGCUCCGCGGCCACCCCUUCCUCCCCAGCUUCCUGCCCAAGCAAGAGCCCCACGUUCCAGCCAGCUUGAGGGAAGGGGGCAGCUGGUCCCCGCCAGGGAGCUUCGAUGUGCAAUAUUAGAGAGGAGACAUGAAAAAAGGAGAAAAGGAAAGAAAGAACUAUAUAUAUUUUAUUUAAACAAACACAAAGGAGGUGCGUUACUAUUCUUUUCACCUGGGAAAGAGGUGAGAGGGUGAGAGAGAGCCGCCAGGGGUGGGAAGCAAAGGAAGCCGAGGGAGAGGAGACCCUCCCCUCGGGGCUGGGGGCACCCACGUUUGCUACCUCCCACUGUGGAAUCGCUGGUGCUCGCAAUCGUCUCUUAGUGUAUGUGAUUUUUUUUUUUUUUUACGAAAAAAACAAACAAACCCUAUUUAAGAUUCUAAAGGUGCUACCAUUUUUGCCACAGACGCUGAAGAAACGUUUUGAUGUGGGCUCUCCUCCACAUUUUUCUCUCUCCUCCAAAGGACAAAGUUUGGGGAACUUUUAAAUUCUCCUAGCAUCACCCAUGUGCUCAUCCGUAAUCUGCUAAGGAGGGGGGAAGAAGAAAGGGGAAGGAAAAAAAAAAAAAAGCAAAAGCAAAAAAAACCACAACACACACACACACACACACACA